Durusdinium trenchii is the source of this 2157-nucleotide messenger RNA. The record is from the annotation of a GenBank genome assembly. NCBI's taxonomy places the organism in Eukaryota, Dinophyceae, Suessiales, Symbiodiniaceae.
AUGGUGCUUGCUACGACGAGACAGUACCGAGGGGUUCCAGAAAAAAGACUCAAGACGGCAGCUGCAGAGGGAAACCUGGAAGGAGUCAGGAGAGCAGUGGCAGAGGGGGCAUCUAGUCAGAAUGCCUUUCGAGAUAAGUCACAGAAGACUGCACUCCACGAAGCAGCAAAGGCGGGCUCGGUUGAGGUGUUGCGGUGCCUCCUAGAGCUGGGCUUUGAUCUCAAUGCAGCAGACAAGUAUGGCAUCACGCCAUUAGAUGAGGCAGAGUACUGGCAGGUGGAGAUGCGCCUUCGGGGGAUGGAAUGGCAGCCAUGGCUGCAGUGCCGAAACUUGCUGGGUGCUCAUGGGGCGCAGCGUGGCAUGACGAAUGAUGUGCAAAGUCAACGUCAGAAGAAGGAGAGACAGCUGCUCGUUGCUUCGCCAGCGGAGCAGCCUCCUUGGAAUCUCCCAUUCGGGGAGCCUCCGAUGAUGUUGCCUGUGGGUGCCACCGACGAUGACCCGCCACCACUUCCUUCGGAAAGCAGAAGGCAAGUCACCUUUGGAACUGUUGAAUCCGCGUUGGCGCAAUAUCCUUACGUGCAGAUCGCGGACCUUCGAACUGAGUCCGAGUCCAGUUCGACAAUCUUUUUUGAGCAAGACACUGACAGCUUGAGUGAUGGGUCAGCCACUCUGCAGCCUCAGUCGAUGAUGUGGACUCAAUUCCAGGCCUCUCAUCGAACGCACAUUUCGGCGCAUUCGUCAGCCUUGCACAAAGCGUUAGUGCUGACUCCACAGGUAGAUGGCAUCAACGACCUGUACCAGGGCGAAGUUGUAGACGUUGAGCGCAAGUUCCAGAAUGCCAUCGGAAUUGAUGAGAAGAAGCGCCUUGUCAGGCAGCUCAAGCCCUUUCAGCUUCUUUUUGGAACUUCUGCCGUUGAGUCCAGUGCGACUGUGGUGUACCUGGCUUUGUCAAACCCUGGAUAUUUGCCGAUCAGGUUCUCAUUCCAAACGCCCGAGAAUCUGAAUUUGGAGAAUGUGCCAUACUGGUGUGAUGAGAAGGCAUUGGUUGAUGAGCGUGAAGCACAUUUUACUUGGGUGGAGGAGCAUGGUGUUUAUGACAUCCAACCCAGAACGGGCGCAAUUGCCCCUGGAGACUUCUUGCAUGUCAAGUUGACCUAUCACCACCACAGUAUUGGCACGCAUAUCCUACCUGUGGUCUUCAAUGUGCACGAUGGCCGCUCUGUGCUGUUCUACCUCAAGGGACACAGCGUGGAUGGACGACCUUCUGAAGAGCUCUGCUUUGAUAUCCAGGCUGAUGGCUACAUGCCAGGCGACUCUCCUCCGGAGGUGGAAGCUCAGUUUCCAGCAAACCUUCCGAUUCAGACUUAUGCGCCAGUACCGGGAUAUGGAGCGGCUUUAUCGAUCGAGAUCCUUGACUUCAAAGCAGUGCCACUUCGAGCUCGUCACUCUGAGAUGCUUGUGCUGGUGAACUACACCUCCGACUUUGUCCUCAGCUUUAGGUGGGAUGCACGGAAGCUCUUCCGCUUCGACCACGAGUUGGAGAUCGAGCCCAGCGUCGGAGAGCUGCGAAGCAAGGGCCAGAAUGCUCCGGUGGUGGCACUUAGCCAGGUCCACAUUUCGGUGGCCAACCGGUUGACGGUGUCAAGGUUCCGCAAUCUCAUGUCCACAGCAGCUGGCCAGAAGUUUUUGAAUGAGAACCUGCACCGAACCUCGGUCCUUUCGCCAGAAGCUCGGUCCGGGCUGCUGGAAGUUGCACAGCUUGGUGCAGCCUUGCAGCAUUGGGGCUGCAUGGCGAGACGCUUUCAAAGUCAAGAUUGCAGCCUGACGGAGUGCCCCAUUGACGGAGGCCAUGCAAACCUCGACAAUGGGUCUCCGGCACCGGAGGAAGAGGACGUGGUGGAGCCACCAGGUCAACCAGAGGAUGAGACAGGCAAUUCCAAGCUUGUUGGUAACGUCUUGGAGCAUCUGAUGCGGGAGGUGAUUGCAGAAGAAGAGUUCGGUAGCAUCCUUGACCGGAUGCUCUCCCAGGACGUUCCGUUCUUCCUCCAGUACGAAGGAAGCGAUCCUCCAGCAUUGCCCCCUCCGGAUCAUCCUGCAGCUCCGGAGCCAGCUCUGCGGCCCCGAAUCCUGGAGGAGUGCAUUGGAUGGUUCGAAUGA